UGAAUUUAUUAGCUAACGUUUAUUUGCCGACAACGUUAAACUGCACACGGGGACAAUGUCGCGUUUCUGGGCCACGCUUGUAGCUGCGGUGCUGCUCAGUUUGGAGGCCUUUGGGAAAACUGUAACGGGACUUUUUAGGAGCGAAGUGGCGAGACAGCAGAACGGCCAGUUCAUCACUAAAUUCAUGUACCAAGGUGGAAACGGUUUGUUCGUGUGCCGGCUGGACAACUCUGCUCUGGCGUCAGAGAAGGAGUCCAGACUGCUGCUGUAUCAGGAUAUGGACUCAGAACUGGACAACCUCAGCUGCACUGAGAGGCUUGCCAGAGCCCACUUCACCAUUUCUCUCACUCAAGAAGAAUAUAACCAGACGAUCCCUCGCCAGUCCUCCCCCACAGCCUGGCAGGCCCUGUAUGCUGACAGAUACACAUGCCAGGAAAGUGCAGUGAUUCCUUCUCACGCUGAUCUCAGUUUUACCCUCUUGCUGUUUAACGCCGACUCAGCUGGAAAUCCUCUGGAGCACUUCAGCGCAGAGGAGGCAGGCCUUCACAGUUUUUACUUCCUGCUGCUGCUGGCCUACUUCAUAGCCUGCUGUAUCUACAUCCAGCCUCUGUACCAGGCUCUGAGGAAAGGAGGUCCCAUGCACACUGUCUUCAAAGUGCUCACCACUGCGCUGGCAUUACAGGGCUGCUCCGCCCUCUGCAACUACAUCCACCUGGCCAGGUAUUCUCGAGAUGGUAUUGGUAUUCCUGUGAUGGGCAGCCUGGCAGAGUUCUGGGACAUGGUGUCCCAGGUGUCCAUGCUGUACAUGUUACUCAGUCUGUGUAUGGGCUGGACUCUGAGUCGAGGCAGGAAGCCUCAGUCCAGACCUCUGCAGUGGGAACAGUCUCCGGCCUCCACGGCUGUCGCUGUCGGUGGAGUCAUUACACAGGGAGUGCUGCUGCUGUGGGAGCAGUAUUCAGAGUCAGAGAGUGAACAUCACAGCUACCACACCCAGCAGAGUCUGGCAGGUGUCCUCCUCAUGGCUCUGAGAGUGGGCCUGGCCCUCCUGCUGGCCUCUAUCCUCUACCAGAUCAUUUCCACUGAACGGAGCACCCUGAAGAGGGACUUCUACCUCAGCUUCGCCAAGGGAUGCUUCCUGUGGUUCCUCUGUCACCCCGUCCUCUUCCUCAUGUCUGUCAUCUUCAACGAACACCAGAGGGAGAAGGUGGUGACUAUCGGUGUGAUCCUCUGUCAGUCCAUCUCCAUGGUGGUCCUUUACCAGCUCUUCCUGUCGCGCUCUCUCUACUGGGAGGUCUCCUCUCUCUCCUCUGUGUCUCUGCCGCUCACCAUGUCCAGGACGAACCACAGGGGACGUUACUGAGCACUUCCGCCGUCAUGCUUUACCCGUGGGACAGGGAGCACAUGCUAUGACACUGAGGCUUCACCUCCCUGAGGAGGGAGACUUCCCAAGCAUGAAGAAGUAAAGAAGACAGGCAGUGUAAAGCUGCAGGGACUGUUCUCCUUUGCUGUUAACUGUUUCCUGGGAAAAUAAUCACGGCCAUUAGAAAGCAAGUUACCAGGAAACAACAGCACAGGUCAGGGAAUGACCAGGGGACAAUAUUUAUAGCAACGCCCUACCUCUAGUGACAGAUGAUUUUGACUGAACACUGCUGAGCAGGAGGAAAAGUUAUUUAGUGCAGGACCAGCUAGAGAUGAGACAACAGGCUUUCCAGUGUCUCACUGUGACAUGCUGGAUGUUCUAAAUAACAGCCAAAGUACAGUUUCAGCUGAAAGGAACACAAGGAUGGAUGAAGAUGGAUCAGCGACAUGGAUGCAUCUGCAGGUGAGGUAGAAGUUAAGAACGAAUGAAGAUUAGAGGAGAUUAGAUAGGUGGUGGCUUUUAUCUCAGAGACACGGACCAAGAUCAGACACAUCUGAGGGUUGUCCUUAUGCUCAUUCAGUAAUUUCCUAAAGCAAAUGCUGAACGGUGCAUGUGGGAGCGAGCCAAAACAUGGUGGAUACGUCAGUGGGUCAGUAUGUGGUUAGACUGACAUGUUAGUGGGUAAACAGACUGGACUUAAAAUGUGGUGGAUAAAGGUGGAUAUACUCAUGAAUGUACAGGUGGAAGAAAGGACAGAUUUGGACAGAUGGAGACAGUAUGUGAGCAUCUAGAUGGAGAAAUAUAAAGGAUCAGUUUAUUUUUGUCUUUCCUAAUCCAAAGUGAUGAAUAUGAGCCAAAAGUUCAGGGUGUGUUCCCUGUACUCACAGAUCAAGCUGUACUUUAAGUUAUUUCUUCACUCUCAACAUGAAAUUCAGAGCUGGCAGCAUGUGAGACCUGAACCUUUGAACUCAUAUAAACUGUAUGUAGCUGGAGACACACUGCAUGACUUAUCCUGUUUUAUUAUUGUUUUUAAUGUAAAAGGCAGAACAGGACAAACCAAAGUCAAAUCAUUACUCAGCCCUCACUAAAACGGGCCCUGCAUUAGCAUCAGAUGGUAUCCCAGUGGGAACAAGCCCAUAGUUUUAUUUAGGAACUUGACACAUUUCAUAUGAUGCAUAUAUGAAUAUAGAAAUUUCGCUUAACCAACUGAAAGCUAAAAAAACAGUGAUGAAUGUGAUGCCUGAUUUUGUGCAACCACUUGUCCAAAAACCCAAGAUAUUCAGUUUACAAUGAUAAAAACAAACAUCUAACUCAAGGUACACUUACUAAGAUUUUCAGGGGCUUUUAACCCCCCACUAACUGCACACCCUAACUGAUUCUUCUCUGUUUAAAUAUACUGUAUGCCAUAAUCUUCUAAUAAGUUAUUAGAAGUGUUCUGGUCAACAUGCCAAGCCACAGGCCUGGCACAAAUUAUUUCCCACCUCAUUUAUGACAUUAUACUUGAAUAUGAGCCUUGUGUCUGGUUUGUUAAUCACAAAAUGUUCAAUCUGAUCUCUUCUAUUAGCUCUUGUUGUGGAUUGGUUUGCAUUGAAACGGCGUGUUUUCUGUGCAGUAUGUACUGUAUGUGGGAAGCAAGAGAAAGCAUUCUGUAUAUUUUGUUUUGUCCUACAGUGACAAUCUUAUUCUAACUAGACAACAACACAGUGCGAGACCUCUGGUUGCACUGUGUUCUUAAUAUUUUGUUCUUAUUUUGUUGGAUUUAGUUACAGUAAAUUUUAUUUAAAAAAAAAAAAAAACAACAAGACAAGUGUCCAGUCAUUCCCUUUUUUUCUUGCGUUUCCAUAUGUUACAUGUAUUUAUUUUCUAUAACCUGUGGAAACAUGGAGAUUGUAACGAGGGUAGCUGUAGUAAAAUACAUUUUAAGGACAACUGGCGCUACUAAAUCAUGAAUAAUGUCCUUUCUGCUGCAGGUUCGGGAUGACGAUAAUCAAUAUGUAUGACGGUUAGAUCAAGUUAGCAACAGGAUCAGAACAUAAAGCAUCACAGUCACUGAGACUUUUACUAACGGUACUGUUUUUCUUUUUGGGAUUUGAUGGACUCCUGACGCAGAGCAGAUCACUCUAACCUUGGCCCACAUUCACACUGCCUGGUAAAAGUAACCCAGUUCUUAUUUUUCAGUUGUAGCAGGUACACAUCAGAUACAUGUUGUUAAGCAGGUAGAAUCUCAUAUUUUCAUAGUUUCAUUAUGUUUGUUUCAUUAUGUGAAAAUAAAUGUAGUUGAAAUUCGUUAUAUGUCAAGUUUUGGACUAAAAUGUG
This is a messenger RNA of Toxotes jaculatrix (banded archerfish), 3676 nucleotides long. RefSeq names its product G protein-coupled receptor 180 (gene gpr180). Gene Ontology annotation, biological process: response to pheromone; G protein-coupled receptor signaling pathway. The record is from RefSeq and is a predicted model, not a curated record. Lineage: Eukaryota; Metazoa; Chordata; Actinopteri; Toxotidae. The transcript has 10 exons. Bases 56 to 1360 code for a protein of 434 amino acids.